UUCGGAAAUCAAAGUGUCAGUCGAUUACUUUGGUUGGAAAUUGCCGUGUCCAAGUAGUACAUGUGUGUAUUAUUGCUUCUCGCUCGUACUUCUGAGUCGUUUGUAUUUUAAGAAGUACAGCUGAAGGAUGAAGCUGUUCACACAUAAUAUGUUAACUUCACAUGUAAAAGGUGUAACAAAGGGAUACCCUCUGCUUCUAAAGGCCACUGAGCUGAAAGUGAACAAUAUCGAUUUUAAUCCAGAAUUUGUUGCUCGAAUGAUUCCCAAGGUAGAAUGGAAUGUACUGGUAGAAGCUGCAGAAAGUAUAGGGCAGUUAAACGAUCUCCCGAAAGAAUUGUUACCAGACUAUGAAAAUAAUGAAGAAUUCCUACACAAGGUCCACCACGUGAUGUUGGAGGUGGAAGUGGUAGAGGGUGCAUUAAAAUGUCCAGAGUCUGGUCGUGAGUUUCCCAUCAACAAAGGAAUCCCAAACAUGUUGUUAAAUGAAGAUGAAGUCUAAAUAAACACAUUAUCUUCACAAGUGUCUUCUGUACUAUUUUGAAAGUUACAGCAUGGAAAUAAUUUUGUGGUGUAAAAUGUCAUGUGCCCUUAAUGAGUUGCUUUCUGGUUCCUUGCCAAAAAAUGCUCAUUGAAAGAACUGUUAAAGGAUCCAUUAUCUUAUGUUUAUUGUGUUUUCUCAAUCAUUUCCAACAACCUUUGGGAAAUUGAUAUUUAAUUUAAUAUAAUCACAUAGAUUGUGAAAACAUUUAUAUUUUUUUUAUUUUGUUUUGUUUGUAGUUUGGAGGAUCUUUUCGCCACAGUACUUACAACUCAAUGUGGUUUCCUUUGGUUUAUGACCGACUGCAAGAUGCUAAUGCACGGAUUUGCAGUGUUUUUUUUUUUUUUCUUUGGGCCAAGGACAUGUAACUUGCAGCCCUCUCUUAGGCCUGUUUGUGUAGUUCAUAGAACUUGCAUUAUUUUUUUGCCAGUAGACUAUAACAUUGGAUCACAAUCCUGUUUGUGAUAUUAUGGAGUAGCAUGAUGUAUGCAGGAAAUAAAAUAUUAAAAUUUAUGUAUUAUGUUUACAAAUAUUUGAUAACAUGUAUUUUCUCCCUUCAAACAAUUUGUAUCAUCCUUUUGUUCCACCUUCUCUCCAGCACCAAAAUUUGUUGUAGUAAUUUUUGUUUAUACCUGACUUUAUUAAACCAAAAUAAAUCACUGACAUCCUAGACAGACUCUUAAA
Messenger RNA from Protopterus annectens (West African lungfish), 1222 nucleotides. RefSeq names its product tRNA methyltransferase activator subunit 11-2 (gene TRMT112). Gene Ontology annotation, biological process: tRNA methylation; peptidyl-glutamine methylation; rRNA (guanine-N7)-methylation. Lineage: Eukaryota; Metazoa; Chordata; Ceratodontiformes; Protopteridae. The record is from RefSeq and is a predicted model, not a curated record. The transcript is spliced from 4 exons. Bases 128 to 499 code for a protein of 123 amino acids. Gene Ontology annotation, molecular function: protein heterodimerization activity.